Messenger RNA from Condylura cristata (star-nosed mole), 6180 nucleotides. RefSeq names its product Fanconi anemia, complementation group M (gene FANCM). Gene Ontology annotation, biological process: double-strand break repair via synthesis-dependent strand annealing; replication fork reversal; interstrand cross-link repair. The record is from RefSeq and is a predicted model, not a curated record. Gene Ontology annotation, molecular function: 3'-5' DNA helicase activity; four-way junction DNA binding; ATP binding. The coding region runs from base 1 to 6120 and encodes 2039 amino acids. The transcript is spliced from 23 exons. NCBI's taxonomy places the organism in Eukaryota, Metazoa, Chordata, Mammalia, Eulipotyphla, Talpidae.
AUGAGCGGACGGCAGAGAACGCUUUUCCAGACGUGGGGUUCAAGCAUUUCCCGAACCGCGGGGGCUCCGGGUUGCAGCUCUGGAACUGAGCAGCCUCACCCUGGCAACGCCAGGCGCCGUUUUUCUGCAGCUCCUGAAGCUGCCGAAGCUCAGCCAGACUCUGACGAUGAUGUGUUGCUGGUCGCCGUGUAUGAGGCAGAGCGGCAGCUGGGUCUCGACAAUGGUGGUUUUUGCACUUCAGCGGGAGCCCUGUGGAUUUAUCCUACUAAUUGCCCAGUGCGGGAUUACCAGCUGCGCAUCGCCCGGACCGCCCUGUUCUGCAACACGCUGGUGUGUCUGCCCACCGGGCUGGGAAAGACCUUUAUUGCCGCGGUGGUCAUGUAUAAUUUCUACCGUUGGUUCCCUUCCGGCAAGGUGGUCUUCAUGGCACCCACGAAACCUUUGGUGACACAGCAGAUUGAGGCUUGCUACAGGGUAAUGGGUAUCCCGAAGACCCACAUGGCCGAAAUGACAGGAUCUACUCAAGCUAUCACCAGGAAGGAAAUAUGGAGCAAUAAGAGAGUCCUUUUCCUUACACCUCAAGUCAUGGUAAAUGAUCUUUCUAGAGGAGCAUGUCCUGCGGCUGAAAUAAAGUGUCUGGUUAUUGAUGAAGCUCAUAAAGCUCUUGGAAACUAUGCUUACUGCCAGGUUGUAAGAGAACUAGUCAAAUAUACAAAUCACUUUAGAAUCUUGGCUCUAAGUGCUACACCUGGAAGUGAUAUGAAGGCUGUGCAACAAGUUGUUACUAACCUGCUAAUUGGGCAGAUAGAACUUCGCGCUGAAGAUUCUCCAGAUAUUUUGCCUUACUCUCAUGAAAGAAGUGUUGAAAAGUUGGUUGUUCCUCUUGGUGAAGAGCUUGCAGCCAUCCAAAAGGCAUAUACCCAGAUCUUGGAAGCAUUUGCCAGUUCCUUGAUUCAGAGAAAUAUUUUGAUGAGAAGAGAUAUCCCUAAUCUAACAAAAUACCAGAUAAUUUUAGCAAGAGAUCAGUUUAGGAAAAACCCAUCUCCUAAUAUUGUGGGAAUACAACAAGGCAUAAUUGAGGGAGAAUUUGCGAUUUGUAUUAGUUUAUAUCAUGGUUAUGAAUUACUGCAGCAAAUGGGAAUGAGAUCAUUAUAUUUAUUCCUUUGUGGAAUUAUGGAUGGAAGUAAAGGAAUGACUCGGGCAAAAAAUGAACUUAGCCGAAAUGAAGAGUUCAUGAAACUAUAUAAUCAUCUGGAGCGCAUGUUUGUACAUACACGCAGUGCUUCUGCAGGUGGCAUUUCUACUAUCCCAAAAGGCGAUAAAGAUAAAUUUUUCUAUAGUCAUCCAAAGUUAAAGAAAUUAGAAGAAGUUGUUGUUGAGCACUUCAAGUCGUGGAAUGCUCAACACAACUGUGAAAAGAAAUGUGAUGAAACUCGAGUUAUGAUCUUUUCUUCAUUUCGAGAUAGUGUUCAAGAAAUUGCAGAAAUGCUUUUACAACAUCAGCCAAUUAUUAAAGUCAUGACUUUUGUUGGCCAUGCCUCAGGGAAAAGCAUGAAGGGUUUUACCCAGAAGGAACAACUAGAGGUAGUGAAAAAAUUUCGUAGUGGUGGUUACAAUACAUUGGUUUCAACUUGUGUUGGUGAAGAAGGUUUGGAUAUAGGAGAAGUUGAUCUUAUAAUAUGUUUUGAUGCCCAGAAGAGCCCAAUUCGUCUUGUACAACGAAUGGGUAGAACUGGCCGCAAACGUCAAGGCAGAAUUGUUGUUAUCCUUGCUGAAGGACGAGAAGAACGUACUUAUAAUCAAAGUCAGUCCAAUAAAAGAAGCAUUUAUAGAGCUAUAUCAAGUAACAGGCAGGUCCUUCAUUUUUAUCAAAGAAGUCCACGAAUGGUUCCUGAUGGAUUCAAUCCACAGUUACAUAAAAUGUUCAUCACACAUGGUGUCUAUGAAUCAGAGAAAUCUUGGAACUUGAAGCAAAAGUCAUCUGUCUUUUCCUAUAGGAAUGGAAUAAGGCAAAGUAAUUCAAAGAAAGAUUGGUUAUUAUCAGAAGAAGAAUUUAAAUUAUGGAACAGACUUUAUAGAUUAAGAGAGAGUGAUGAAAUUAAGGGAAUAACAUUGCCUCAAGUUCAGUUUCUGUCUUUUCAAAAUGAAGAAAAUACACCUACUAAAGAACCAACCAGUGGAAUUCAUCAACUCUCUCUUUCUGAGUGGAGAUUGUGGCAGGAUCGUCCUUUUCCGACCUACCAUGUUGAUCAUUCAGAUCGAUGUCAUCAUUUUAUAAGCAUUAUGAAAAUGAUAGAAGAAAUGAGACACGAAGAGGGAGAAUGCAGCUAUGAAUUGAAAAUUAAAUCUUACUUACAAAUGGAAGAUGUUAGCUCAACAUUUAAUGCUCCUAGAAACAAGUGUAAUUCUCUUGCCAAUGACACCUCUACUAGUAACAAGAAAUCUUCAUGUACAAAGAAAAAUCAAGGCAGCUCAUUUUCAGUGACAGAAUCUAAUGAAGAAUGUACUAAAGAUGUUAAACAAACUGGUGUCAAACCUACAAAAAUCAGUUUUCUAAAGAAUAAAGCUUCUAAAGGACUGAAAAAACAUCAGCCUAACAAAGAAAACAGUAAUACGCAUUCUUUAAAGACUGAUUGCAAUUCUGCUGUUGAAAGUAUUUUUCAGGUAGAUCGAAAUGAUAAAAGGGCAUCAGAGACAGAUGAAGUGGCUGCCUCAUGUGCGAUCAAUGAAAACAUUGCUAAUCAGUCAUGUGGAUUAUUAGCAGAUUGUCAGGUUACAGAUAAAUUUAUUAGUUCGUAUGCUGAAAAUUUUUUCGAUUCUGGUUAUCACAGUUUCAGUGAUGAGAAAUCUGUUUCAUCUAACUUAUUCUUUCCAUUUGAGGAAGAGCUUUAUGUAGAUACUACAGAUAAACAAUUUGAUAAUUGUCAUUUGACAAAAGAGAUACUAGCUAAUGUGGAGAAAUUUUUAUCUCAUUCUCCUCCACCUCUCAGUGGACUUUCAAGUUUGGAAUUUGAAAUUACUAAGGGUUCUGUACUUGAGAAUUUUUUUUUCCUACCCUACACAGAAUGUUUACAAAAUAAUAAAUCUACCUAUUUGAUGUCAUGUUCACCAAUAAAUUCUCAACAGAAUUUGGAGUUGAAUUCACCUAAACUUAAUCAUCCUUCUGAAAAAAUAUAUCUUUAUGAUGCAACUAAUGACCAGCUUUCUGAUGAGCGAGGUUUCUGUGACUAUGAUAAAUUACACAGAGAUAUGAAGGAAAAUUUAGUAUCCAACAAUCAUGUUCAUAUAAACAUUGAUCCUCCAAAAUAUUUUGGUGAAAAGAAUCAUGAUGGUAACAAUGACCUCCCAAUAUUGCUCACUGAUCAGAAUGAGAGUUUACCAUUAUUUGAUGAUGAUAGUACAGAGAUUGUUGAUGUGAGCCUUUCUCCCACAAAGAGUAAGUGUAAAUCUUUAUGUGUAUCAGACAAAACUGCUCUAAGUGAAAUGUCAUUGGUUUCUCACUUCUUAAUUUCUGAUGAACAUUUGUUAGAUAGUAAUUCUGAAUCUCAAGAUCAAAUCACAUGUGAUACUAAUGGUUUGAAAUUUCAGGAAGAUGUGAAAGUUGUAUGUGAGGAAAACUUAAAGACUGAUGAGAAUAUUUUUGAUUGUUCUAACGAUCUGUUUUCUGUUACAUUUGAUUUAGGAUUUUGUAGUCCAGAUUCUGAUCAUGAAAUACUAGAACAUAUAUCAGACAGAAAUAAGGAUAGAACUUUAGAUGAUCUGCCUGGAAGGUAUUUAGAUAGUAAAGAGAUAAGUGAUACAAAUUAUGUUUCAUAUCAAGCAGUAAUACCAAGAAAAUCUAUAGAUGGUUCUACAAGUAGAACCAUUACUAUCACAUCAAGUGAAAAUAAGAAGAGUUCAGCUUCUGCAUGUUUUCAACUGAGUACAGCAGAAAAUAAAGACUGUAUGUCUCCUGGUUAUUCUCAGUUUUCUUUGCCAGUAAAAGAAAAAAUUAUGAGUACACCACUUUUUGAAUCAAACACAGUAAACUCAUUUUUGAAGAAGAAAAAGGAAAUACCUAAGAUCCCAGAUUCUAACAAAGAAAAAGUAAAUCUACAAAGCUUCAAAGAAGCAUUGAAUUCAACUUUUGAUGACUCAGGCCUUUCAAUGGAAAAAACUAAAAACAGGGAACAAAUGAAUUUGCAUCAAUCCUGUCAUUUUGUUGAAGAUGAACAAUUAAUAAGCAUUGAAAGUGAAGAUGAUGGGAUUUUCCGAAGGAAAAAUAAUGCCACAAAAGGAAAUCUUUUAGAAUCCCCAGAGGAUUCGAAAGACAGUGAAGUUGAUUCUCCACUUUGUGCUAUCAAAAAUCGCAGGAUUCCACGAAACAGAUUAGAAUUAUCAUCCAGUGAUGAAAGUGAGAAUUUUCAUGGACAAGAUCCACAAUUAGAAGACUUUAAGGACUGUGUGAAGAAUACCAAAAGAGUCUUCAAAGUUCAGAAGAGACGGCGUCAUCUUAAACUUGUAGCCAGGAAAUUUUUAGAUGAUGAAGCAGAACUUUCCCAAGAAGAUGCAGAAUGUGUUUCGUCUGAUGAAAAUGAGUCAGAAAAUGAGAAAGAUUCCUCAUUACUUGACUUCUUAAAUGAUGAGACUCAACUUUCACAGGCUAUAAAUGAUUCUGAAAUGAGAGCUGUUUACCUGAAAUCUUUACACAGUCCACUGAUGAGGAAUAAAUGUCAAAUCAUUCGUAAGAAUCAUAACAACAUAAACAUUUUCUCACAGAUUCCUGAACAAGAUGAAACUUAUUUAGAAGACAGUUUUUGUGUUGAUGAAGAAGAUUCCUGCAAAAGCCAAUCAAGUGAAGAAGUCUGUGUUGAUUUUAACAUAAUUACUGAAGAUUGCUUUGUAAAUGGGCGUAAAAAAUAUGAAACAAGACGUGCAGCAAAGCUAAAACAAAUGAAAAUGAGCGAACAAUAUGGUGGUUCUAAAAAGAAAUUAUCCCGGAUUAUUUUACCAGAUGACUCAAGUGAGGAAGAAAAUGAUACAAAUGAAAAUGAGACAAAUGUUAAUCCUAGUACUGAUGAUAAGUGCAAACAGCAAAAUCUUUGUUUGAAUUUAGUGUCUUCUGAGUCUGCUUGGCAGUCCAAAAACUAUUCAGAUCCACAUACGAAUCAGCUGCCAAAGCAGAGGCAACAUACACUACUUAAUAUAAAGGAUACAGCUUCCGAUGUCUCAGAUUUCAAACAUCAGAGCUGUAAUAAAAUCAAAACUACCUCAUCAUCAUUCUCUACUGUUGAUUCACAGAAAGACUGUAGAAAAUAUCCAGAUCACUCAAAGGUUGUUAGUGCUCCCAAGGACUCUAGCACUUCAAUGGCAUCUUGUUCCAACUCAAGACCACAUUUGGCUGGCACACAUGCUUCUCUUAGACUUCCACAGGAAGACCAAAAAACUUGUAUUCUUGUAGAUACUCGAGAAAUCACUUCUGGUUCAGAAGUAAUUUCUUCCCUAAGAGCAAUUCAUGGCUUACAGGUGGAGGUUUGUCCUCUUAAUGGUUGUGACUACAUUGUGAGUAAUCGCAUGGUGGUAGAAAGGAGGUCGUAUUCUAAGAUGUUAAAUGGUGCCGAUAAGAACAAAUUCAUUGACCAGAUCCAGUACCUACGAAGUAUGUUUGAAAGAGUAUGUGUGAUUGUGGAAAAGGACAGAGAAAAAACAGGAGUUUCUUCCAGAAUGUUUAAGAGAACAAAGACUUACGACAGCCUGCUGAUUACUUUAAUUGGUGCCGGAAUCCGAAUUCUCUUCAGUUCCUGCCAAGAAGAAACUGCAAAUUUGCUAAAGGAACUGUGUUUAGUGGAACAAAGAAAGAAUAAGGGUAUUCAUGUUCCAAUAGUGGUGAACAGUAAUAAAUGUGAGGCUCUUCAAUUUUACCUAAGCAUUCCCAAUAUAAGUUAUAUAACAGCAUUAAAUAUGUGUUACCAGUUUUCUUCUCUGAAAAAGAUGACUAACAGUUCACCUCAAGAAAUUUCCACAUAUGCACAAGUAACUCAUCAAAAGGCUGAGGAAAUCCAUCAAUAUAUUCACUAUGUAUUUGACAUCCACAUGUUACCAAAUAGUCUGAACCAAGGUAGACUGAAACUAGAUGCAUGAUCAGAUUGUUCAAGAUGCAGCUUUCCAACUCAUAAUAUGGAAUUCCCUUCAAUAAUUACU